CCCCUCCUCUUCGCAUUUUGAGGUUUAUGCUAUAACUGAAGAGAACGCCAACAAUGUUUCUGAGUUUCUGCCUCUUGGUGACAUUUAUCUUGGGGCUGUCCGGCUGCUUGGGCUCAUACGUGCCGUGCGAGCCCUGUGACCAGAAGGCGCUGUCCAUGUGCCCGCCGGUCCCGGUCGGCUGCCAGCUGGUCAAGGAGCCCGGCUGCGGCUGCUGCCUCACAUGCGCCCUGUCUGAGGGACAGGCGUGCGGCGUUUACACCGGGACGUGCACCCAGGGCCUCCGGUGCCUGCCGAGGAGCGGGGAGGAGAAACCCCUGCACGCCCUUCUCCACGGCAGGGGAGUGUGCACCAACGAGAAAGGAUACAAACCUUCCCACUCGCCCAUAGAUCGUGAGUCUCGAGAACAUGAGGACACCAUUACCACAGAGAUUACAGAGGAUCUGCAGCAAGCUAAAGUGCCACUCCUUCCCAAAGACAUUGUGAACAGUAAAAAAGUCCAUGCGCUGCGGAAGGAGCAGAAGAGGAAGCUUGGCAAGCAGCGCUCCAUGGGCUCAGCCUUGGACUACUCCCCUUUGCCAAUUGACAAGCAUGAGCCUGAAUUUGGUCCAUGCAGGAGAAAACUGGAUGGGAUCAUUCAGGGAAUGAAGGACACAUCUCGUGUAAUGGCUCUGUCUUUGUACCUUCCAAACUGUGACAGAAAAGGAUUCUUCAAGCGCAAGCAGUGCAAGCCAUCUCGCGGCCGCAAACGAGGCAUCUGCUGGUGUGUGGACAAGUAUGGCGUUCAGCUCCCCGGCACAGACUACAGCGGCGGGGACAUUCAAUGUAAAGACCUGGAGAACAGCAACAACAACGAGUGAAAAGGGACGACCACCCUUGAGCCCCCACCCUCCCACCCCACCCAUAACCACCACGUGACCCAGGGCCCACGCCUCCUGUCUGAAUCACAUCUGUAUGCUCCGCCCUCCAUUGGCUUCAAGAUUUUUGUUUUGUCUUUUCAAAUUGAGAAAAAAAAAGGAAGAAAAAAAAAAUCCAAACGAAAGACCAGGCUGAAAAAAAGACACCUGUAUUUUUUUUCUUUUCUUUUUUGUUGUUGACCAAGCACUCUUCAAAUGAGGGGAAAGUCCCAGAAGAUUUACUAGAUCCCUUGACUAUUGCUCAUGGGACCCCUUGUAUGAGGCGGGUCCCCUGGCUGCAGAUCCAUGAAAAUAUAUGCACACAAUGGAUAUAACUUUUAUAGAAGCUGGGGGGUUUCAAUACUUCACUUUGUAUGAUGCAAAUUUAACACAAAAUCAAUGUGAAGAAAAAUCCUAAAUAAUCAGGCACAUUGAUUGAAACCAUCAGUUUUAGUCUGUGGAACAUGAUGCCACUGUGGAACGGUUUAUUGGCAUAGUAAUUUGGUUUUUUUGUCUGUUUUCCAAAAGAAAAAAAAAAGAAACAAUAGAUAGGGAUAUGCUGUAACAGUUGACUCUAUCUGGAUAUGUGGUUCUGACAGAGCACUUAAGAAUAGGGGAACCUGCUUAGAUAUGUGUACCUUCACAAAAUGAUGCGUGCAUGAAUGGGUGUAUGUGUACAGUGCGUGUGUGUGGUAUGUAUCCGCCUGUGUUGGUGUAUGAUGGAGCCUAUUACAAAAAGAAUGUCCUUUUUUUUUUUCUUUCUCUUUUGUUUGAUUUUUGUCACAAGUAUUGCUGGCGCUUGAAGUGGUCUUUGGGCUGGCCUUCUCUAUAACCAAUGUAAAGUAUGUCUCGGGACACGGAGCGUUUGGAAACAAAAAGAGUAAGCGGAUCGUCACAGAUGAACCUAUGUAAGUGGCUCUUCGACAAUGUAGCUAGCCUGAUAUGCCAACUGUGCCUAUUUAAACAGACACUGCCAUGCGGGGCGACACAGAGCUUAGAGAGCGCUGCCCCUACUGGUGAAAUAAAGUGUUUUCAGCUUCAGCAAUGGGACUCAAGUUUCACUUCGAUCUUUCGAGUUGAGUGCAUAAUCAAACUUGCCAGUCGGGCCAGUUGCCUCUCUGAUUCAGUUGUGUGAAGUGUAGUUUUGUAUGGUUUUGUUUGCGCUGUUUUCUUUGCCUUCAGUGAAGUAAAGACCGCCCACUUUUGAGCCAUGUUCCUUUAUCAAGUGGUUUCCCCUCAGUACUGCUACUACAGUGUAACCAUGGUGUAUUACAUUACUUUUAAAUAUAGUUAUUGAAUGUUGUUUUGCCUGUAGAAACAUAGUAUGACAACAAUGUAAUUGUGCUUGGGAAAAGAAGAAAAAAAAACGAUUUUAGCCUGUAAAGAAUUAGGUCCUUGUAGCCUGUCAGGAGAAUGACCGAGUGUCAUUAGGCUACAGGUCAGUCAAAGAAGCUAACCCUCUGGAAGCCUUCUGCUUACAUGCCUCCAUGAAAAGGUUUUACAUCUAAAGGGAGCAUGAUCAAAACAAAAAGGUUACAGGUUAUAACAGGGUCAUUUAAGUUGAGUUCUUCUCUCUGUGUGCAAGUCACAGUGCCUUCCUACAUUACAAUUACAUUUAAACAGUGACGUGAAAGUGACAUGGAUACCAAACUGGGCAAUUUUCCUUUUUCCGACAGCCCCAACCCCCCAAAAAAUUCAAGAGAGGUCUUGGUUUAGUUCUGAUUAAGAUAGGAACAAUGAUCGCAAUGGUCCUGUAAAGGGUGUUAGCAAAAUUUAUUUGUAAUCUUCGCCUGAACCUCGGGGGAAUUCUGGACUUUAAGAAUGAUGUGUGAGGAGCUGCUGCGCAACCGCAGCCAGUGAGACCUCCCUCCUCUUUCUUUGACAAACGAUAAGCUACGAUUCUUGCUUUUUCACUUGAAUGCCAAUGUAUAUCAUUGCCAGCGAGGGGAAGCCAAAGGAUGUUUGGUGGUCAAUCAAUCAUUUCCUUCCAAAAGAGAAGUGAUGAUGGUGCAUCCUAAAUGGCUUCCGGUUGUGAAUAUAUUAUCAAGGCUCCUUGCCCCACUUCCAACACCAAAUCCCCACUACCACUUUCGAAAAAAAUAAAGCAGCUUGCACUUAUUUCAGUUACUCACUAUUGAUAUUGACACACAACGACGUCCUAAGAUGUGGUAUCAUGAAGUUGGUGGAACAAGAAAAAAAGACAAAAAAAAAACAGCCACAAAAGCUAAAUGUUGUGUUAUCUUGUGCUUACCUUUUAAAGGUGGUGCUUCGAGGUUAUAUUUGUCGACAGGGGCUGUGCAGCCCAUGCCUGGGACCUCCAAUACAGCAACAUCCUUUAGGGAGAAAUAGAUUUAAAAGUAACACGCAGCUAGAGAUGUUCUCAUGGCCAAUUGCACAGAGAUGAGAGUUGAGAUGGAGAGAGGAGAUAAGAGAGACGGAGGGGAAAUGAGAGAGGACGAGUGAGCGCCGUGGGCAGUGGUCAUAAUCAGGGCCUAGCCACUUCCCCGAUAUGGGGUCACCAAUUGCAUGACAUUAGAUACAGUUAGCAAGACAGUCACCAGGAGUCAUGGAAAUCUGGGGAAUGCAAUACAGAAACCAAGAAUAGAGUAUCACUUUCAUUUGAUACUCUUGUGUCAAAAAUGUCUGAUAUCUGGGACCAUUCACUGUCUGGGUCAAUCAACUAUGUGAAUACUUCAAUGUUCCAGGUAUUUGCUUCUUUUGUUUGGAUUGCAGGUUGAGGUUCAGGCUUAAAAAAGAAUAGUCUCUACUAGUGUCGGUGACUUCCUGUUCGCCGCGCCUGUUUGCGAGUUCCGACUUCCUCAGGUUUCACAUCUCCUACUUGGUUUAAACUCAUAUUCACAUUUCAUACUUCAGUAGUACAGUAACGACAGUACAGCUUUGUUUUCUGAGUACAUAACACUUUCUGGAUGUAAUGAGUCAAUACAAUUGGUUUUCAUAAUUUGGUGUUCACUGGCUUGUGAAAUGGACCCAUCGGUGGCAGGAGGAUAGUGGGAAAUAAAAUGGUCAGUAUUUGGAACUGCAUAAAAACAGAUAAGAUAAAAAAAGACAAAAAAUCUCAAAUUAUUAAAGUGAAUAUCACUGUGUAAUAUUUAUUCAACUUGUAAUUUAUGUACUCUUUUUAACCUUUGUCUUUUUUUUGUUAUGACAAAGCAUUUAUUUAAAUAAAGUUAUGUAUUCAUUUAA
Molecule: messenger RNA, 4097 nt
Organism: Anoplopoma fimbria (sablefish)
Lineage: Eukaryota; Metazoa; Chordata; Actinopteri; Perciformes; Anoplopomatidae
Product: insulin-like growth factor-binding protein 5
Exons: 4
Coding region: 54-857 (267 amino acids)
Biological process (GO): regulation of insulin-like growth factor receptor signaling pathway
Cellular component (GO): extracellular region
Molecular function (GO): fibronectin binding; insulin-like growth factor II binding; insulin-like growth factor I binding
Source: RefSeq, a predicted model, not a curated record